GGUUUGGGGGUGCAGGAGUAUAGAUUAUAUAUUAUCCAGUAAUGGGGCUGCAGGCAGAUAUGAUAAGGAAGUAGGUGCAGUGCGUGUGAAUGAAUGAGCAGAAGGCGUAAAUGUGCUGUUAGGAGGGGCCCGGCAUGUCUGUUGUUCCAGUUCUAGUGAAUGGAUGAAAGACCGUGGGGCAGUUAGUGGGUGAGUCUGUGAGUGACUCACCGCAUUCCAGAGCCGUCACCAGGGGGAAGGGAGUGGGUUGGGAGCGGCAGGAGGUGAAAUGAUUUCUAACUUAUCUUUUCAUUCUGCCCAGUCACACAGGAGGAGGCAGCGGCAGCUCCAGGCAGUGGAAGGAGAGGCUUUAGCCCCCCGCCUAGAACCCACAAGGCAUCUAGAACCUUAAGUAGAGCCCAGAAUGAAAAUGCAGCUGGGGCAGGUGAUCAUGGAGGGGGAGCUGGAAAAGCGCAGCGACAAUCUACUUCAGUUCUGGAGAAAAAAGAUGUGUGUCCUGACCAAAGAAAGUCUCAGUCUGUUCCCGGACGCACAGAAAAAGUCCAAGUGCAAAGAGCUGAAGUUCCAGAGCAUCAAGAAACUGGACUGCGUGGAGCGGACUGACAAGUACAUCUACUUCACUAUCGUCACCACCAACAACAAAGAGAUCGAUUUCCGAUGCCCGGACCAGAGCGCUUGGAAUGCGGCGAUCACUUUGGCGCUGAUAGAAUUUCAGAACAAGGCGGCCGUGCGGAGCUUCAGGUCCCAGCAGGGCACUGACACCAGGGUGGCACCGUGUGUGUGAGGCAGGUUGAAAUACUUUGCUAUGGACCAAAUGAGAAAGUGCUCUGGGGAGCAGCAUGGCAGCACACGCAGCUUCUUCUCAAGGAUAACAGAAGGAGUAAGUGAAGCAUUUGCACUUGGUUGGCUGGAAUGUGCUUUUAUGGCUGCAGACUGGAACAACCGGCCAAACAUUGGCCAAACCUACUAUUGGACUAUUUCAUUUAUUUAUUAGUGGAAAGUAUUCUGCAAUUCAGACUGGAUUUGUCCGGAUAAUUUAUUAUAUGAAGCCUUAUCGAUGCAUCUGUAUUUAUUCCUAUGGCUUUCUCCUUUCAGAUAUAUAUUUUUAUGUCAUCUUGAAUAAUUAUAAAUAUGUGUAAUACUAAUUAAUUUAUUAAAGUGACAUUUUUAUAAACUUU
Messenger RNA from Xenopus laevis (African clawed frog), 1178 nucleotides. Its product is annotated as pleckstrin homology-like domain family A member 2. Bases 404 to 784 code for a protein of 126 amino acids. NCBI's taxonomy places the organism in Eukaryota, Metazoa, Chordata, Amphibia, Anura, Pipidae. The record is from RefSeq and is a predicted model, not a curated record. The transcript has 2 exons.